Molecule: messenger RNA, 936 nt
Organism: Gilbertella persicaria
Lineage: Eukaryota; Fungi; Mucoromycota; Mucoromycetes; Mucorales; Choanephoraceae
Exons: 3
Coding region: 259-543 (94 amino acids)
Source: RefSeq, a predicted model, not a curated record
UAAAAGCUUUGAACGUUGAUGCCAAGCUGAAUAAUUACUAAAGCUUUGGUUGAUUUUGCGUGUAGUAAAUUCAUAUUCAUGCUGAACAAUCUUGGCUAUCUCUUGUUCAUCUUUUGCAUUCUUUCUCAAGUGACUCACAACAUAGCGUCUAUAAUCCCAACCAUGAAAGUUUCUGGCAUCCAUGGUCAACAUUUUCUCAACGAGACCGAGUUCAGCUUCCCAGUCUGGUUUUGGCAUAUGUUGUAAACACCAAAAACGAUGGUUCCAAAGCCAAUAGGACUUGGGGUUGACCCUGAUAAGCUGCAUAAACAACAACAGUUCUUUUUGAUAUAUUUUUUGUUGCUCAUCUUCAUCUCGAUUGUGAAGAACAUAUUCACGCAAGAUCACGCGACGAUAGUUCCAUACAGUGUAAUAGUCGGGAUUCCAUUGGACAAUUUGCGUUGUCAAACUGAAUGCAUCAUUAUCGUAUUCUUCUUUGUCCAUUUUGGCUCUACAUUGUUCAACCAAUGUGUUGUAUUCUUUAAUUUUGGUUGCUUCUUUUAGUUUUCGUGCCUUGACAAUUUCCUCGGUUGUCUUUUCGCGUUUUCUACCAUGCUAUUCUUAUGGAUUGAGUCUUUUGUUUUUCGAUAUUUUAAAUUUACCAUAUCACUCAUACUAGAUAGAAAAAAGGGGGGAGGGGAAUAUGUACGCCCAUUGAAUUAGUGCAGUUCAAAUUGAGAAAAUAUCAAAAUACCUAUAAAAAGACAAAUCAUAAAAACUGUUUCUCAUCAUUUGUACAUGUAUGGAAACAGAUAAAUAAAGUGUUGACAUGCAUGUUACAUGCAUUUAUUCUCUGUUGAGGAGAAUGAUGGAAAGAACAACGGGGAUGAUGUCGAUCCAUUAGAGUGUCAAUUUUAUAAAUGAAGAGAGAGAGAGAGAGAGAGAGAGAGAGAGAGA